Oikopleura dioica is the source of this 594-nucleotide messenger RNA. Lineage: Eukaryota; Metazoa; Chordata; Appendicularia; Copelata; Oikopleuridae. The record is from the annotation of a GenBank genome assembly.
AUGAAGCUUUUCAAUUUUUUCGCCUUUGCUAGUUGUAUUCCGCUGAACAACGUUCCAGCAGGAGAAAUUGAAAGAAUCGCGCAAAUGGCUCUUGAUAAAGGCCAAGUUCUCGACAAAAUAACACGGCGAGGAAAUCAACUUUCACUCGAGUUCUCGGAGGGAGAUUGCAAGGACGGCUCUACGGAUUAUGAGACAACUGAGCCACCGAUGAUCGACCCAGUCAUUUAUCAUAAAUCCGAUGAUUUAAUGACGUACGAUGAGGCAAUAGAAUAUUGCAAUGAGCAGGACAUGGAAUUGGCUUUCCAACCAAACCAUAAAAAUCCUUAUGGCGAAGAACUGUUAGUAUCGAGUAUUACCAGCGAUUUGGUAGAUCCGGAUAUUACUCACUAUUCUUGGUUCUAUUACCCGAAUUCUACUUGUUCGGCUCUUAGAUACAAUCAAAUUAGAGGCAUUAUGGGCAGCUCACACAAUUUGGAUAAUGACCAUCAUGCAGCUUUGUUUCCAGACGGAUGCGAAACCAAACUCCAAGCAAUCUGUAUGUCGGGAGAAUAUCAAACAACGACUUACGAAAUGCCUACUUCUACUCGAUGGUAG